Puccinia triticina is the source of this 759-nucleotide messenger RNA. RefSeq lists its product as uncharacterized. The transcript is spliced from 6 exons. The coding region runs from base 1 to 759 and encodes 252 amino acids. NCBI's taxonomy places the organism in Eukaryota, Fungi, Basidiomycota, Pucciniomycetes, Pucciniales, Pucciniaceae. The record is from RefSeq and is a predicted model, not a curated record. Gene Ontology annotation, biological process: FAD biosynthetic process. Gene Ontology annotation, molecular function: FMN adenylyltransferase activity.
AUGACCAACUCAGACUCACUUCGCAGUCGUUUCGGGAAAUCAGAUGCGGACAGGGUCUAUCAACUGGCUCACAGCUCAACGCCUACUCGGCUCUCCCUCCAGAUUAAGCAUGCACUCGAAAUAAUCGAACUGGCUAUUGUCCGUUUUGGAGUUGAUGGACUAUCUAUCAGCUUCAAUGGUGGAAAAGAUUCCACGGUUCUUGUGCAUUUGUUUGCAGCAGCGUUGUAUCGGAACGCCUCGAUCUCAGCUUCAUCUGAGCCGGACUCCAACUUGAAAAUCUCGGGGCUCUAUAUUCGUUGUCAAUCCCCCUUCGCAGAAGUUGACGAAUUCGUGAAUCAGUGUCAGGAAAUUUAUAAUAUUGAUCUGAUGACAGUGGAUAACAGCUUGAAGAAUGGACUCAGUGCCUUUCUUGCCGAACGUCCAUCUAUUCAAGCCAUCUUGAUUGGGACCAGGGCGACUGAUCCCAAUGGAGGCAGUUUGACUGAUUUCGAUCCAACCGAUUCGGAUUGGCCUUCGAUCAUCAGAGUUCAUCCAAUCCUAGACUGGGACUAUGCACAUAUUUGGGAAUUCUUGCAAAAACUUGAAGUUGACUGGUGCAAACUAUACAACUCUGGAUACACCUCAUUAGGGUCCAGUUUCAACACCUUCAAAAAUCCUCUUCUCAAAACUGACGAUGGAUGGAAAGCCGCAUGGGAGUUGAGCGAUGGGAGAAACGAAAGGGAAGGAAGAAUAUCCGGGAGUGUUCAUUCCGCCGCUUAG